CACCAUAGCCGUCCAUCUAACCUAUCAUCCAAAUUAAACAUACUCUUGUGGCCAUCGUCUAGCUUAGCUAGCUUCUUCCUCCUAGCUCAGCUAACGAACGAGGAGUAGUAGCUAGGAAGAGAGAUCGAGAUGGGGAGAUCACCGUGUUGUGAGCAGGACGCCGACGUGAAGAAAGGGCCAUGGACGCCGGAGGAAGACAAGCUUCUGGUGGAGUACAUCGGCAAGAACGGCCAUGGCAGCUGGCGGCGCCUCCCGAAGCUCGCCGGACUCAACCGCUGCGGCAAGAGCUGCCGCCUCCGGUGGACCAACUACCUCCGCCCUGACAUCAAGCGCGGCGGCUUCUCCGACGACGAGGAGCGCCUCAUCAUCCACCUCCACGCCACCCUCGGCAACAAAUGGUCGUCCAUCGCGACGAAGCUCAAGGGGAGGACGGACAACGAGAUCAAGAACUACUGGAACACGCACCUCCGCAAGAAGCUUCUCAGCCAGGGGAUAGACCCCGUCACGCACCGCCCGCGCACCGACCUCCUCGCCGGCCUCCCCAACCUCCUGGCCGCCGCCAAUCUCGGCGGCGCCGCCCACCAGCUGCCCUUGGACUUGAACGCCAUCAAGCUCCAGGCCGACGCCGCCAAGUUCCAGAUUCUGCAGGGCCUCCUCCGCGUGCUCGCCUCCACCACCGCCCCGCCGCCCACCGCCGCUGUGCUACCUGGCACAGACCUCAUGACGUCCAUCCUCGGCGCCACCCUCGCCGCCAACUCCGCCGGCAUACUCGGACAGCAGCAGCAGCUCGCCGGCGUUGACCUCAGCCGCCUCGGCCAGUACAACGGCAACUACGACAACCUGCCGCCGUUGACCAACGACAGCUGCACGCAGCAGACGCAGCCGGCCAUGUCGAGCAUGUCCCCCGACAGCCUACUCAACAGAAUUUCCAGCGGUAUUUCCGGGGACAUGCUGGGCUCGCCGGAGCUUUGCCACGGCGGGGACGGGCUUAGCUCGCCGGAGCUCGGCCAGGGCGGCCCGAGCGCAAGCAACAUGACGACCUCACCGAUGGCGCCGCCGCCGCCAAUGGUAGCUGCAGAUGAUCAUCAGUGCAAUACUAACACCCCCAGCGGCGGCGGCGACGGCAUGUCGUGUGAGCAGACGCCGGCGUCGAGCACGUUCGACGGGCUGAACCUGGACGACAUCGACAUGGAAGGUUGUUGGGCGAUGACGGACAUAUUGCUAGCAGAGCAAUGCCCAUCAUGGUUGAUCAGCAGCAACAACGCAAGUGAGAUGUAUAUUUCAAAAAACAACACAAGUGAGAUGUGAAGAACUAGAUAAUUAAAGGGAUACUAAAUGGAGAUAAUAUGAACCCAAAAAAAAAAGAAGAAGAGAACUAUUGGAUCGGUUGAUGUCAAGUUUAUUUGUUUGUUCACAUCAGAAAAGGUGGUUUGGUCCACUUUUAGUUAUGUAGAAAGAACACAAAGAACAUGCAUGGAACACUCGAUCAGUAGUGUUUUUUUGUUUGUUUAGUUUUAUCGUUUCUUUUUUACCCCUUUACAAGGAGGAAAAAAUAUAUGUAAUGAUUAGAUAGCUGGGACAUGAAAUUAAGACAUUAAUUUUCCCAUUUUUA
Molecule: messenger RNA, 1612 nt
Organism: Oryza sativa Japonica Group (Japanese rice)
Lineage: Eukaryota; Viridiplantae; Streptophyta; Magnoliopsida; Poales; Poaceae
Product: transcription factor MYB53
Source: RefSeq, a predicted model, not a curated record